Calidris pugnax (ruff) is the source of this 1103-nucleotide messenger RNA. It is a transcript of the gene POU2AF3, whose product is annotated as colorectal cancer associated 2. The transcript is spliced from 5 exons. Bases 1 to 810 code for a protein of 269 amino acids. Gene Ontology annotation, cellular component: cytoplasm. Gene Ontology annotation, molecular function: DNA binding; POU domain binding. NCBI's taxonomy places the organism in Eukaryota, Metazoa, Chordata, Aves, Charadriiformes, Scolopacidae. The record is from RefSeq and is a predicted model, not a curated record.
AUGGAGGAGGCUAUUGCAGAAGAGGACAGUGCCUAUGGUGUGGGAUUUCUUGGAUAUGUGGGCGGAACUGUUUUUCCACAAAUUCUUUCAGGGAAGCCCAAGGUAUACCAAGGUGUUAGAGUAAAGAUUACGGUUAAGGAGCUGCUGCAGCAGAGGAGAGCACGACAAGCAGCAACUGGUGCAGCGGUUUCUUGGGGUGGCAGCAGCAUCCAGUUUUCAGAGUCUGUGUCUUCUCCUCACCCAGCACCUUUUGACGCAGAACCCAUCUCUUCUGUUCCCAACUGUUGUCCAUCAUGGCAGUUUUCAAAUUGCCUCUCCUGCGAAGAAAGCCCUAGUUAUUUGGAGCAGCUGGUAGAUUCCUGUCUUCAGACAGAUGCACCCUUAGACCCAGCCUUCAGUACGUUCCAGCCGUCCUCGCACUACACCUCAGACGCCUUCCAGCCAGUCCCGCUCUGCUUUAACCAGGGCCUGGCUUCUGGAUCUCCCAAUUCAGCUGAUCUGUCCAGCCCAAUAAACUACAGCUGCUCUCCUCCUCAGCUAUCUCCUUUCACCCCGCUGACCCACAGCCCACCCUCUGCUCUGGACACCAAGAUCUACGACUACCCUGCGGAGGAGUGGUCCUGCCAUACCCCCUCCCCAUACACCACCUCUGCCUGCUGCUGCACCGCCUGUGGCUCCCAGCAUGAGGACAACAGGGUCCCGCAGUACUUCCCCUGCUCCAGCACAGACUGCAUGGACUACCUACCACCCAUGGCCAUGGCCGAUGACUUCUUCAGAAGGGAUAGGAACUGUGACAUCUGCUAUAGCUAAUGCAGACUGUGGUUUUACACAUCCACUGUAUCCAAAUCAGAUUAUUUGCCCAUGAACUAUGCAAAGUUGUGCUGCCUAACACAGUCCAGUUUAUUCUUCACUACUCACAAAUUUUCUACAUGAUGUUUUCACUACAUUUGUCCUCCUGUCUUGUAUGAUCAGGGGUGUUUUGUUGUUGUUGUGGUGGUGGUGGCUUGGGUGGGUUUUUUCCUGUUCGUUUUUGUUGUUGUUUUGCAAAAAAUCCUAAGCUACCUUACCAAACACGUCAUUAAGCCAGCUCUUUUUGAUACAAA